AUGUUCACUAUCAGUGUUAUUCUGCUUUCAACCGUAUUAAGAAAUACAGAGACUUACCCAACAAGUUAUUCUAACUUGUCGGGUAGCUCAUCGAAUGUAACACCUGUUACUACGUCUAGCGGUGAAGAUAUUUUUGAUGUUUUUACGGCCUACCCGGAAGAAACACUAUCUACCUUUUUCGAAGAGAAGGGCUUGACUGAAUUAGAAAAAUUGUACACUAGUUACAAUUCAUCAAAAACGUCUGAAACCGAAACGGCAUUUAAAGAUUAUUUGUAUCAAUACUAUACAAACAACGAUAGUCUGGACACCGAUAUUAACGAUCUGAAAGAAUGCAAAACAAAUGGCUCAACUUCAUCCAGCUCAAAUUCUAGCUCUACUAGUAAAUCUACCGAAAGCAGCUCUAGUUCAUUAUCAAAUGUAACACCUGUUACUACGUCUAGCGGUGAAGAUAUUUUUGAUGUUUUUACGGCCUACCCGGAAGAAACACUAUCUACCUUUUUCGAAGAGAAGGGCUUGACUGAAUUAGAAAAAUUGUACACUAGUUACAAUUCAUCAAAAACGUCUGAAACCGAAACGGCAUUUAAAGAUUAUUUGUAUCAAUACUAUACAAACAACGAUAGUCUGGACACCGAUAUUAACGAUCUGAAAGAAUGCAAAACAAAUGGCUCAACUUCAUCCAGCUCAAAUUCUAGCUCUACUAGUAAAUCUACCGAAAGCAGCUCUAGUUCAUUAUCAAAUGUAACACCUGUUACUACGUCUAGCGGUGAAGAUAUUUUUGAUGUUUUUACGGCCUACCCGGAAGAAACACUAUCUACCUUUUUCGAAGAGAAGGGCUUGACUGAAUUAGAAAAAUUGUACACUAGUUACAAUUCAUCAAAAACGUCUGAAACCGAAACGGCAUUUAAAGAUUAUUUGUAUCAAUACUAUACAAACAACGAUAGUCUGGACACCGAUAUUAACGAUCUGAAAGAAUGCAAAACAAAUGGCUCAACUUCAUCCAGCUCAAAUUCUAGCUCUACUAGUAAAUCUACCGAAAGCAGCUCUAGUUCAUUAUCAAAUGUAACACCUGUUACUACGUCUAGCGGUGAAGAUAUUUUUGAUGUUUUUACGGCCUACCCGGAAGAAACACUAUCUACCUUUUUCGAAGAGAAGGGCUUGACUGAAUUAGAAAAAUUGUACACUAGUUACAAUUCAUCAAAAACGUCUGAAACCGAAACGGCAUUUAAAGAUUAUUUGUAUCAAUACUAUACAAACAACGAUAGUCUGGACACCGAUAUUAACGAUCUGAAAGAAUGCAAAACAAAUGGCUCAACUUCAUCCAGCUCAAAUUCUAGCUCUACUAGUAAAUCUACCGAAAGCAGCUCUAGUUCAUUAUCAAAUGUAACACCUGUUACUACGUCUAGCGGUGAAGAUAUUUUUGAUGUUUUUACGGCCUACCCGGAAGAAACACUAUCUACCUUUUUCGAAGAGAAGGGCUUGACUGAAUUAGAAAAAUUGUACACUAGUUACAAUUCAUCAAAAACGUCUGAAACCGAAACGAAUGCAAAACAAAUGGCUCAACUUCAUCCAGCUCAAAUUCUAGCUCUACUAGUAAAUCUACCGAAAGCAGCUCUAGUUCAUUAUCAAAUGUAA
Messenger RNA from Daktulosphaira vitifoliae (grape phylloxera), 1632 nucleotides. RefSeq lists its product as uncharacterized. Lineage: Eukaryota; Metazoa; Arthropoda; Insecta; Hemiptera; Phylloxeridae. The record is from RefSeq and is a predicted model, not a curated record. Bases 1 to 1632 code for a protein of 543 amino acids. The transcript has 3 exons.